AGCCAAAACAACUGUAAUCGCCAAUUAUAAAUUUAGGAAGAGAGCAGAGUAAAGUAGAGCGUCUUCACACUUCACUCUAGUGUUUUGAGAGAGAGAGAGAGAGAAAGAGAGAGAGAGAGAGAAGAGAUGGGUCUUGUUCCUCUCUGCUUUGUUCUUCUUCUGGCAAUGUCUCCAUGGGCUUCAGCUGCUGUUGAGGAUGGUCUACUCGAGAAUGGCGACUUCGAGACACCACCAGCAGGCGGAUUCCCCAAUGCUGGCAUAGGCGAGGGCACCACCUCUCUCCCUUCCUGGACUCUCAAUGGCACCGUCGAGCUCGUUCGCUCGGGACAGAAACAAGGCGGUAUGAUCCUCAUUGUCCCCCAAGGGGACCAUGCCGUAAGGCUGGGCAACGAGGCUGAGAUCAGGCACUCGUUGCAGCUGGAAAAGGGCUCAACAUACUCAGUGACGUUCAGCGCUGCACGGACCUGUGCACAGCUGGAGUCACUGAACGUGUCGGUAGGGCCUGCGUCGAACACGGUGGACCUGCAGACGCUGUACAGCGUGGAGGGUUGGGAUGCAUACGCGUGGGCUUUCCAGGCUGAGUCGGAGGAUGCAGAGCUGGCAUUCAAGAAUCCUGGCAUGGAGGAUGAUCCCACUUGUGGGCCCAUUAUUGAUAAUGUUGCUAUUAAGAAGCUCUUCACUCCUGAUGCGGUGGAAGACAACGUAGUCAUCAACGGCGACUUUGAAGAAGGCCCAUGGAUGUUCACUGACAGAAUCCUUGGUGUCCUUCUCCCAACCAAUCUUGAUGAGUCAACUUCCUCUCUCCCCGGUUGGAUAAUAGAGUCCAACCGUGCAGUUCGCUACAUUGACUCCGACCACUACACCGUUCCCCAAGGCAAACGAGCCGUAGAACUGUUAUCAGGCAAAGAAGGCAUUAUCUCCCAAAUGGUUGCAACAACUCCGGAGAAGCAAUAUAGCCUUGCGUUCACUGUAGGAGCUGCAGGGGAUAAAUGCCAAGAUCCCUUGGCAGUUAUGGCUUUUGCGGGAGACCAAGUUCAGAACUUUCACUACUCAGCCGUGGGCAAUGCGACAAGUAUGCCUGCUAAUCUUACGUUUACUGCCCGUGCUGAGCGCACCCGUGUUGCUUUCUAUAGUGUGUAUUAUAACACGAGGAGCGAUGAUCAUAGCUCGCUUUGUGGACCGGUGGUAGAUGAGGUUAGGGUUUGGGGGGUGUCUGGAUCAACGAGGCUCAGCGGAUUUGGUUUUGUUGGCUUUGUUGUUGGAAUUGUCGUGGGUUUGUGUUUGAUUUUGGGUUGAAAGAUUGUUGGGUGGCUAGUAGUUUGAUGAUGGUUUUGUUUGAGAAACGUUUAAGUGUUAAAUUAGAAAGUAAUGAAGUAUGAAAUCUAAAUCUGAGUGCAGGUUUAAAACCUUCAUAUAUUUUAUAUAUGACUUCUGGCAUUUGAUUUAA
Molecule: messenger RNA, 1447 nt
Organism: Asparagus officinalis (garden asparagus)
Lineage: Eukaryota; Viridiplantae; Streptophyta; Magnoliopsida; Asparagales; Asparagaceae
Exons: 4
Coding region: 127-1296 (389 amino acids)
Cellular component (GO): plasma membrane
Source: RefSeq, a predicted model, not a curated record